CACACGAGUGGGAGGACUUCGCUGCCACUUGACACACUGUCAGCUUUGAGUUACACCCAGCUCCUUUCCUCCCAGACAGUAGCGCUUCUCUCCCGGAGGUGGAUGGAGGUCAUUUGAUUGCAUCUUUCCCAACAAACCGGGGCAGGAUGGGAGUGUCUUCUUGGCUCUGGAAAUCAAUCCUCCUACCUUGUCCUGAAGCCACCCGCCGCCCUUUCCCGGCCCUCCCUUCGCAGUGAUUUUCCUGUCGGGGACUCCCAGCGAGAGCAAGCGGCUGGUGACCGCCCCGCCCUAAAGGUAGGAGCCAGAGAGCACGGCUACCGCCCCGGGGGUCUCUGAGCCCACCGGCAGCCACCGGGCAGCACUUUUCGGCAGGAACUUGGGGGCGGCGGCCACCGAGCAUCUGGCGCCAGCAAUAAGGAGGAGCUUCCCGCGGCGUAGCACACAGCCGCCGGGGGACCCAGAGUCCGGCGCUGAGAGCUGUAAGGGGAACGUUGGCGGUCUCAGCCUCCGGGCCACACUGCGCCUCGCUCCGCUCUGCUCCUUCGCCACAUCGGGGGUAGGGGUGGAGGGAAGGGAUCGCGUUCUUGUCACCCCGCUAGCUCAGGCUUCCGCUCGCCGCCUGCUCGGGACCCGAUGCUGCAGACGCCACGGGACAGACAGAAGCGCGCUGCGGAGAGCCCUGUGCAUGCCUCUGCGGUGGCCGAGCUCGGGCCUCGGCAGCACGCACACGUGAAGCAACAACAAAGCCCCUCAUCUUGGAUUAUUUCCAGCAUCAAGACCUCCACAUGUCAACAGCAGGCUCCUGAGGCAGUCCAUCCUCCUCCAACUCUCCUCACUACAUUCUUCAGAAAGAGAGGGUCUUCAGGAAACACACCCCAAAAGCGCAGAUUUAUUUACUAAUUCAUGUAUUUGAACCAUCGUGGAAGACCUCUGCAUAUUCAUCUCCCCUCACUUUGGACUCUGUUUCAGGCAGGCCAGCCAUGAAAGGGUAUCUGGUGGCCAUAUUCCUGAGUUCCAUCUUCCUCUAUUAUGUACUAUACUGUAUACUGUGGGGAACAAAUGGCUAUUGGUUCCCAGCUGAAGAAAUGAGGACUAGAAACAAUGUCAAUAAUUGUUUUAAAAAGCCAGCUUUCGCCAAUCUUCUGAGAUUUCCUCAGCUUUACCCAUUUCUGUGCAGAGCUGACUUUAUAAAGGUUGCUGCCAUGUCCGGUACCAAUAAUUUUCCGUUGCCCUAUGGAAUAAAGACCUUCGAGACAUAUUUCAGCUCGGCCCUUUCAAAACUGCAGAGUUGUGAUCUCUUUGACGAGUUUGACAGAGUGCCAUGUAAAAGGUGUGUGGUGGUUGGUAAUGGAGGAGUGUUGAAGAAUAAGACAUUAGGAGCAACAAUUGACUCCUAUGAUGUAAUAAUAAGAAUGAACAACGGUCCUGUCUUAGGCCAUGAAGAGGAAGUUGGGACAAGAACAACCUUCAGGCUUUUUUAUCCAGAGUCUGUCUUUUCAGACUCCAGUCACUAUGACCCCAAUACUACAGCGGUUCUCGUCGUCUUUAAGCCACAGGAUUUAAGGUGGCUGGUGGAAAUACUGCUAGGUAAAAAAAUAAAUACUCAAGGGUUUUGGAAGACACCAGCCUUAAAACUGAUCUAUAAACAAUACCAAAUCAGAAUAUUAGAUCCAUAUAUCACCAGCGAAGCAGCUUUUCAAAUGCUUCGUUUUCCCAGAGUAUUUCCCAAGGAUCAGAAACCCAAACACCCUACAACAGGAAUUAUUGCCAUCACAAUGGCCUUUCACAUAUGCAGUGAAGUGCACCUCGCUGGUUUUAAGUACAACUUUUACAGCCCCAACAGUCCUUUACACUACUACGGGAAUGCCACCAUGUCUUUGAUGAAGCAGAAUGCAUAUCACAAUCUGACUGCAGAGCAGCUCUUUUUAAACGACAUUAUAAAGAAAAAAAUGGUGAUCAACUUGACUUAAAAUUGACCCUAUGGAUCCAAAAGAUGAUGAUGCUAAACAGUAUUAGUUUUAUUUUUGUACUGCAAAUUUUAGUUUAUUUUUAAAUAUAUUGGAUGAACUUAUCAAAUUAUGUGUAUUAAGUCUGUUGCUGCCUGGUGACUUGUAACCACCGGCUAAAGUUCUGUGAAUAUAUUUAUGAAAAAACAAGAAGAUUUUUAGUUAAGAUAUCAGGGAAAAAUGUGAAGUUUUGAUUAUGUUGUUUUAAAAUGUGAUCUUUUUAGUGCUCUGAGGUGUUUUAAAAUACCUUCUCAUAGUUCCUUCAUCUUAAAGAGUUCUAGGAGAUUUAGUGGACUUCGCCCGUGCUGAUAGUCACGUAUCACUUUGAACUGCUGAUUUAGAUUGCUUACUCAUGGGCAUGUGACUGGGAGCCAGGUGCAGAACACGAGAAUCACCUGUAAGUCCGUGGUGUCCAUUGUGGUUUCAUUAAGUUCUCUUUACAAUUAAUUAAACCAGUAAUAAUGUAAUAAUUUGCUGUGAGGGAGGAAAAAAUAGCCUUCUGCAUGCUUGGAAAGCGCGCUCUUCUAACGAGCAUCCUGAGACUUUGAUUUGGAAGGGGUGGGGGGAGGGGCAGCUUCUUACUAUGUAGCCUGGGCUAGGCUCGACCUUGGUUUUCUUGCCUCAGCUUCCCAAGUACUGGGAUUACAGCUAUGUGCCAAUUGCUGCACCCUCUAGCAUCAUUUUUCAAAACUACAAAGUUUUUGUUGUUCGUUUUAGACAGGGUCUAUGUAGUGCUGGAUGGCCUAGAACUACAAUGUAGUGCAGACUAGACUUGAGCUCAGAGGUGAGCCUACCUGUGGGAAGAAGAAAACCUUAAAUGUUUCUAUGAAGAAAAUCUUAAGAGUAAAACAAUGCAAGUAAAACCUUAA
Messenger RNA from Mus musculus (house mouse), 2875 nucleotides. It is a transcript of the gene St3gal6, whose product is annotated as ST3 beta-galactoside alpha-2,3-sialyltransferase 6. The record is from RefSeq and is a predicted model, not a curated record. Lineage: Eukaryota; Metazoa; Chordata; Mammalia; Rodentia; Muridae. Gene Ontology annotation, biological process: cellular response to interleukin-6; glycolipid biosynthetic process; glycoprotein biosynthetic process. Gene Ontology annotation, molecular function: sialyltransferase activity; N-acetyllactosaminide alpha-2,3-sialyltransferase activity. The coding region runs from base 981 to 1970 and encodes 329 amino acids. The transcript has 12 exons. Gene Ontology annotation, cellular component: Golgi membrane.